AUGGCUCCCAACGAAGUUGUGGAUGACGUUGAUGCUAGAGUACAAAACAUGGAAAAAGAACAGCCCGUUUCUCUACGACAUGAUUCUAAGGUAGGAAAGGCCGAACCGAUUACGUCAAGUCGAGUCAAGCUAACCUGCAUUCAAAGCACGGCGCUAGAGUGGCCGACGCUCACCACGCAGUGGUUCCCAGAUGUCAAGGACGUGAAUGAUAAGAAUUGCACAGUCCACAGACUACUCAUCGGAACCCACACUGCGGAGGGCAAGCCCAACUAUCUGCAGAUUGCUGAACUCGAGCUGCCCAAAUUUACCGACCCUAACCCUCGCGACUAUGACGAGGAGCGUGGCGAGAUCGGUGGCUAUGGUGGUAAGGGGUCCUCGGGGGAGCCUGCUGUGAUCAAGUUCAACAUCACCCAAAAGAUUGAUCACCCCGGUGAGGUCAACAAGGCACGGUAUCAGCCGCAGAACCCCGACAUUAUCGCCACCCUUGCUGUAGACGGCAAGGUCUUGAUCUUUGACCGCACGAAGCAUAGCUUGACACCCACGGGCACGCCGAAUCCCCAAAUCGAACUCAUCGGCCAUAAGGAGGAAGGUUUUGGGCUGAGUUGGAACCCCCACGAGGCGGGGUGCCUAGCAACCGGUAGUGAAGACAAGACAGUGCUGCUUUGGGACCUUAACACGAUUCAGGGGAAUGGUAAGACCCUCAAGCCGUCGCGCAAGUACACACACCACAACCACAUCGUCAAUGACGUGCAGUACCACCCCAUGGUCAAGCACUGGAUCGGCACGGUGUCAGACGACCUGACACUCCAAAUCAUUGACGUGCGGCGUUCCGAUACCACGAAGGCGGCCGUCGUGGCCCGUGACGGCCAUAGCGAUGCGAUCAACGCGCUAUCAUUCAACCCGAGGACUGAGUUUCUAAUCGCCACAGCGUCGGCUGACAAGACGAUCGGUAUCUGGGAUAUGAGGAACCUUAAACAGAAGAUCCAUACGCUCGAGGGACAUGUCGAUGCGGUGACUUCGCUCUCGUGGCACCCGACCGAGAUCAGCAUCCUAGGCAGCGGGGGUUACGACAGGCGGGUCCUCUUCUGGGAUCUUAGCCGUGCGGGUGAGGAACAACUGCCAGAGGACCAAGACGACGGUCCGCCGGAGCUGCUCUUUAUGCACGGCGGACACACCAACCACCUAGCCGAUUUUAGCUGGAACCUCAACGACCGUUGGCUGAAGGGGGAUGAAAAUCCGGGGUUGCAGCGGACAGGAGGCCAAGGUGCCAGUUCGAGGCCAGCCGGCGCUUCGAAGCCGUCGGGCUUUGUCAGUCCGGACUCCUCGCUGAGGCCCGAAGAAGCGGAUUCUAGGUCUAAGUCCGAGGCAACCGUGGAGACGUCUAGAAGACAAGAGCAGCAAAAAGCAUUUGUAAUUACCAGAAAGGAAUGGGCCAGAUGGAUUGCUUUGGACAAGGGGAAGAAAGUAGACAAGGAGAAGAGAGUGGAUAAGGAGAAGAGAGUGGACAAGGAGAAGGAGAUGGGCAAGGAAAACGAGGAGAGGGAGGAGGAAAUGGAGAGGGAGAAGGAAAUGGAAAGCGAGAAGAAAGAGGAGAGGGAGAAGGAAAUGGAAAGGGAGAAGCAAGAGGAGAGGAAGAAGGAAAUGGAAAAGGAAAAGAAAGAGGAGAGGGAGAAGGUGGGGAAGCAGAGGAAGAAGGAAAGGGAGCCGGAGCCGCAGCUAGCGAAUGUAACGACGAGAAGGGCAUGGGCCAGAAUGAUUGCAUGCCCUGCUCCGGUGGACGAAGAGGAAGAGAAGGAUCAAGAGAGGGAGGAAGAGACCCGGGAGGGUAAGGGGAAGGGAAAAUGGAGGUGA
Chaetomium globosum CBS 148.51 is the source of this 1851-nucleotide messenger RNA. RefSeq lists its product as uncharacterized. Bases 1 to 1851 code for a protein of 616 amino acids. Gene Ontology annotation, biological process: regulation of gene expression. The record is from RefSeq and is a predicted model, not a curated record. The transcript has 4 exons. Lineage: Eukaryota; Fungi; Ascomycota; Sordariomycetes; Sordariales; Chaetomiaceae. Gene Ontology annotation, molecular function: histone binding. Gene Ontology annotation, cellular component: nucleus; cytoplasm; Rpd3L complex.